Thunnus maccoyii (southern bluefin tuna) is the source of this 2193-nucleotide messenger RNA. It is a transcript of the gene galns, whose product is annotated as galactosamine (N-acetyl)-6-sulfatase. Gene Ontology annotation, molecular function: arylsulfatase activity; N-acetylgalactosamine-6-sulfatase activity. The coding region runs from base 127 to 1692 and encodes 521 amino acids. Lineage: Eukaryota; Metazoa; Chordata; Actinopteri; Scombriformes; Scombridae. The record is from RefSeq and is a predicted model, not a curated record. The transcript is spliced from 15 exons.
CUGUGAAACGGUUUAAACUUAAAAUAUAACCUUGCCACAUUUAUAUGAGACAGUUACGCAGAAUUAAAAUCCAGUAAAACGUAACAUAAUUUAUUAAAAUAACACCCUCAUGCCCGUCGACGAAACAUGAGUUUCCUCCCAAUUCGUAUGCGUAAGUGUUGCGCUGAAGACCCGCAUGAAGAGAGGCCAUCAGCUGUUUCAUCUCCAAACAUUAUCAUCAUGCUUAUGGAUGACAUGGGUUGGGGGGACUUGGGGGUGUUUGGCCAGCCCUCUAUGGAGACCCCCAACCUGGAUGCCAUGGCUGCUGAGGGCAUGCUGUUUCCAGACUUCUACACUGCGAACCCGCUCUGUUCCCCAUCCAGAGCCGCACUUCUCACCGGGAGGCUGCCAGUCCGAAACGGUUUCUACACCACUAAUGGCCACGCCAGAAAUGCAUACACUCCGCAGGAGAUAGUGGGAGGAAUCUCCAAGGAUGAGAUCUUGUUACCCCAGAUGCUGAAGAAAAAAGGCUAUGUCAGCAAGAUAGUUGGCAAGUGGCAUCUUGGCCACAGACCACAGUACCUUCCUCUGAAGAAUGGCUUUGAUGAAUGGUUUGGUGCCCCAGACUGCCACUUUGGCCCCUACAACACCAGCAUCAGACCCAACAUCCCUGUCUACAAAAACUCUGAGAUGGUUGGCAGAUACUAUGAGGAGUUUCAGAUUGACAAGAAGACCGGAGAGUCCAACCUCACACAGAUUUACUUGCAGGAAGGUCUUGACUUCAUACUACAGCAGACUCAGGCCGAACAGCCCUUCUUCCUGUACUGGGCAGCUGACGCCACUCAUGCCCCUGUCUACGCUUCCAAACGCUUCCUAGGGAAGAGCCAGCGAGGCCGGUAUGGAGAUGCAGUGAUGGAGCUGGACUACAGCGUCGGUCAGAUCUUGUCACGGCUGCGGACUCUGGGCAUCGAAAAUAACACCUUUGUCUUCUUCACUUCAGACAAUGGAGCUGCUCUUAUGUCAGGCCCAGAUGAGAGUGGCAGCAACGGGCCAUUCCUCUGCGGGAAGGAGACCACCUAUGAAGGGGGCAUGAGGGAGCCAGCCAUUGCCUGGUGGCCUGGUCACAUCAAAGAAGGCACGGUGAGUUUCCAACUGGCCAAUGUGAUGGACCUGUACACCACCAGUCUGGCUCUGGCCAGCAUCAGCCCUCCUGAUGACCGAACCCUGGAUGGACUGGACCUGACGCCAGUCCUGCUAAACCACUCACAGACACUGCAAAGCAGGCCAAUCUUCUAUUACCGUGGGAAUGAGCUGAUGGCUGUGAGGCUUGGACAAUACAAGGCACACUACUGGACCUGGAGCAACUCAUGGAAGGAGUUAAAAGAAGGUAUCAACUUCUGUCCAGGUCAAGAGGUCCCAGGGGUGACUACACACGAGCAGACGGAGCACACACUGCAGCCACUCAUUUUCCACCUGGGGCGGGAUCCUGGGGAAAAGGUCCCUAUCAGUGUUUUGACAAAGGAGUACCAAGAUGUUCUGAGCAGGAUCUCUCCAGUUGUGGAGCUGCAUAAGAAGACUCUGGUUCCCGGCAUCCCCCAGCUCAACAUGUGUGAUUUAGCUGUGAUGAACUGGGCCCCUGCAGGCUGCGAGAAGUUAGGAAAGUGUCUCAAAGUGCCAAAAUCUAUGCCCUGGAAGUGUGACUGGCCACACUAAGAGCAAAACCGCUGAGCCAGACACGAAGAUGAGGAAGUAAAACCUGAAGAUGUGCCUUUCUACAGAUCAACAAACAACCUUAUUAUUUAAAGAAAAAUGUUUUUAAUUAUUUGUAAAAUAAUUAUGCACAAUGCUGAAGAGAUGGACGUGGAGUACAACCAAGGGAAUUUCAGUAUGUUGUAUCACAACAUUACACUGAUUAUGCAAUAUUUUUUUUAUUUUAAUGCAUUUUAAACUGUGAUUUUGAUGAGCUGUUUUCUGGAAACACACACUCCGUGGUUGGUUGGUUGGUUGGUGGUUUAAGUCAUUACUCAUUUAAGUGAUGUUGAGCAAUUAGUGAAAUGCUUAUUUUUGGUCAGAUCUAAUGUUAUAGAUUAUAUAGAUUGAUUUUUUUUGGAUUCAUUCUGGUUAAGUGGAUAAAUUCUGUAUAUUUUCUACAUAUACUUAAUGUUGUAAUUACACUGCAAGAAAUGUGUUUUAUAAUAAAAGGGAUUUUUAUUA